This is a messenger RNA of Rotaria sordida, 996 nucleotides long. The record is from the annotation of a GenBank genome assembly. Lineage: Eukaryota; Metazoa; Rotifera; Eurotatoria; Philodinida; Philodinidae.
AUGGCCAAGGCAAUGCAACCUGGUAAGAACUCUCGUUUCACUGAUCUUUACAAUGAGCCUGUGGAUCACCUAUUGUCACCGAUCAAAGGCUAUCAAGAUAAACCACUUGUUACACUUACGGCAGCUAUUGAACCGGUAUCUAGUUUUUUUAAUGAAAUCGAAGAUAAUGUUAUGGUUGCGUUACAUAAUUGUCAAAAUUCCGCUAAUGGAUUAAAUCAAGAAGAAUCAGCUUCAAUACAUUUAUAUACAAUGCAAUUUGAUGGUGGGCCAAGUUUAUAUCAUGUACUUAAUCAGUCAUUACGUGCUGAAAAUCGUGAAGAUUUGAAACCAUGGUUUUUGUACCUAAAAUUAUUUCUUACUGCACUACAUAAACUACCAUCACAAACUGAAACAGUAUGGCGGGGUAUUCGAGAUGUCGAUUUAAGUUCUAAAUACAAAACUGGUAUGAAAUUCGCCUGGUGGGGAGUAAGUUCUUGUACGACUCAUAUUGAAGUACUAGAAAAAAGUCAAUUUUUGGGUAAACAUGGACAACGUACUCUCUUUUCAAUUCAAUGUAUUAAUGGAAAAUCUAUUGCCGCAUAUUCAUAUUUUAAAGAUACCGAAAAAGAAAUUAUUCUUAUGCCAGGUUCCUAUUUUGAAGUGAUGGGUCAAUUAAAUCCAGCACCUGAACUGCAUAUUAUUCAAUUAAAAGAAAUUAUACCACCGAUGACACUUGUCAAACCACCAUUUCCUAAAUCGGACGGGCAAAAAGCUUCUUCGAUUGUUCAUAAACCAAGUACAUUUUCUCCAUCGACAUCAACAAUGAUGACAUCAAUGCAAUCUGCCAGUGUUGCUUCCAAGAAAAUGACAUCAGGUAAGAAUGAUUCUAUAUUUCCCAUUUUCAUUUUUUCAACCAAUCAUGAUCCGUUUAUCAAUUCAACAAUAUUAAGAUGUGAGAAAAAAAAUAUGUUCACGAUAUAUAGAAUUGUUUUCUGGCUUUAUCAAGUAGAUAAUUAA